AUGAAUACGUUGCCGUCUACGACAGGCAACAACCCGUUGGCAGAAGAGAUUGAAGAGGGCUCGGAUCGAUCGCCUUCUCGUACGAUAGACGGCUACUCGGAUACAACCCCGACGAAGGACGCGAGAAGCCCUCGCGGCAAUGACGAUCCCGAGAAGGGCCUGCGAACUUCGACGAAACGAACCAAGUCGUCGAAAAUCAGGAAGGAAGGUGACUUCAUUCUCAAGUGCUUUGGGAUGGCCGCCAAGGCCCAGCAGCGUGCCUGGAGAGAGAAGAUGGGUCUCAUCAGCAUCAUUCUUUUCAUCAUGGGCGUUGUCGGUAUUCCUAUCCGCCAAAACGGACAGGCUGCUAACAUCCUGUUCGACUUGCCGGAAAAGAAUAGCGGCAAAGACGGCAGUUUCCUUUUUCAAAACGUAAAUGGCCGGUGCAAGGGCCUCAUCACCAGGGCUGCCAACUCUGAUGUUGUCACCAACAGCAACGGAGACCUCGGCUGGUAUUUCCCCUGCUCAACUUUCAAUCAGGACGGCUCCAGCCGCCCCAACACUACCUCGCCCCCAUAUGUAGGAUACGCUUGCCACACCAGCACCGCCGCCCGCAAUGCCUUCUAUCGCCAACUGAAGGGUUCGGCAGAUGUCUACUUUACUUGGGAUGAUAUCCGCAACAGUACGCGCAAUCUCAUUGUCUAUUCAGGCAACGUGCUCGACCUGCAGCUUCUCGACUUCUUGGACGAAACCAAAGUCACCAUCCCCAACCGCUUCAAGGAGCUUCGGAACCGAAACACGGCUGUGAAUCAGGCUAUUCGUGGCCGCGAUGUGACUCGUGCUUUCCAGGCAUCCGACGACAAGCAGGUCGCUGAAUGCCUUGAAGAGAUUAUCAAAGUUGGCACGGUAGACACAGAAACCGUUGGCUGUAUUGCAGCCAAGGUUGUCCUCUACUGCACCCUUGUGCUCAUUCUCGCUGUGGUGUGCGCCAGAUUUGUUCUCGCACUCAUCUUCCAGUGGUUCAUUAGCCGCAACUAUGCCGCCUCCAAGACUUCUCAGACCUCGGACAUAAGGAAGAGAAACCGACAAAUUGAGGAUUGGAGUGAGGACAUCUACAGCGCCCCGCCCCGUAUCCCGGGAGAUAUGGGUAGCAGCGUUGCGGGAGCGGGGUCCGAUCGAGGAAGUAAGCGAGGCUCAUUCUUGCCAACCACCUCGCGCUUUUCGUCGGUGAAUGGCCCUGAUCGUAGCCUGAACAAACGUGUCCCGACCACUAUGGCUAGCCAAGGUGCAGGAAGCAGCCUUCAUCCCGGCUCCAUGUACCAGCAGCGUAAUGACAGCAGAACAAGCUUUCUCCGGUCAGAUCCCUAUGCGAGCACCACUAGCCCCACAGAGGGUCCUGGCCCCGCUGGCUUUAUUCACGAAGCGGUCGUGCCCCAGCCUCCCAGUGAUUGGAUGCCAUUUGGUUUCCCUCUUGCUCACGCCAUCUGCCUCGUCACUGCGUAUUCUGAAGGUGCUCAAGGUCUUCGCACAACUCUCGACUCGAUCGCCUUGACAGAUUACCCUAACAGCCACAAGGUCAUCCUGGUCAUCUGUGAUGGUAUCAUCAAGGGCAAGGGCGAAAAGUAUUCGACACCUGAGAUUGUCUUGGGCAUGCUCAAGGACCACGCCAUGGCCCCCGAAGAAGUGCAAGCCUUCUCGUACGUCGCCGUCGCAAGUGGCUCCAAGCGACACAACAUGGCCAAAAUCUACUCGGGAUUCUACGACUAUGGCGCCGAUUCCUCCAUCCCUCUCGAUAAACAGCAGCGCGUCCCUAUGAUGGUCGUGGUCAAGUGUGGCACUCCUGAUGAGAUGAGGACGUCGAAGCCCGGUAACCGUGGCAAGCGUGACAGCCAGAUUGUACUCAUGUCAUUCCUUCAAAAGGUGAUGUUUGACGAGCGAAUGACGGAACUGGAGUACGAAAUGUUCAACGGGCUUUGGAAAGUGACGGGUAUAUCGCCUGACUACUAUGAAGUGGUUCUCAUGGUAGAUGCCGACACCAAAGUUUUCCCCGACAGCCUUACGCACAUGAUCUCGGCCAUGGUAAAGGAUCCCGAAAUCAUGGGACUGUGUGGCGAGACCAAGAUUGCCAACAAACGACAAAGCUGGGUGUCCGCUAUCCAGGUCUUUGAGUACUUCAUCUCUCACCACUUGUCCAAGUCGUUUGAGUCCGUUUUUGGUGGUGUAACGUGUCUGCCCGGCUGUUUCUGCAUGUACCGAAUCAAGGCCCCCAAGGGCGCCCAGAAUUACUGGGUCCCCAUUCUUGCCAACCCUGACGUUGUCGAGCACUACUCGGAGAAUGUGGUCGACACUCUUCACACGAAGAACUUGCUGCUUCUCGGUGAGGAUCGAUACCUAUCAACACUUAUGCUCAGGACGUUCCCCAAGAGGAAGCAGGUAUUCGUGCCCCAGGCCGUGUGCAAGACCACGGUGCCUGACACAUUCAGCGUCUUGCUCUCGCAGCGUCGUCGUUGGAUCAACUCAACCAUCCACAACCUCAUGGAACUUGUCCUCGUGCGUGAUCUCUGUGGCACUUUCUGCUUCAGCAUGCAAUUUGUCGUCUUUAUUGAGCUCAUUGGAACCCUUGUUCUCCCCGCCGCCAUUGCCUUCACUUUCUACGUCAUCAUCAUCUCAAUUAUCAAUUCGCCGCCUCAGAUUAUUCCCUUGAUCCUCUUGGGUCUCAUCCUCGGUCUCCCUGCCAUUCUUAUUGUGGUUACUGCCCACUCUUGGACUUACAUGGGAUGGAUGGUCAUCUACCUCUUCUCGCUCCCAAUCUGGAACUUUGUUCUUCCUGCCUAUUCGUUCUGGAAGUUUGACGACUUCUCCUGGGGCGAUACGCGGAAGACGGCGGAUGAGAAGGUUAAGAAGGGCGGCAUUGAAUACGAGGGAGAGUUCGAUAGUAGCAAGAUCACGAUGAAGAGGUGGGCCGAGUUUGAACGCGACCGCCGGGCACGUCUCCAGUUCUGGUCCUCCAGAGAGAACGUUGCUGGGGGAGCAUCAAGCGCGGGAGGUUGGUCUGCACCUCCUGGGCAAGCCUACCACGACGACUACUACUCAGACGCGUGA
Messenger RNA from Parascedosporium putredinis, 3081 nucleotides. The record is from the annotation of a GenBank genome assembly. NCBI's taxonomy places the organism in Eukaryota, Fungi, Ascomycota, Sordariomycetes, Microascales, Microascaceae.